This is a messenger RNA of Cyprinus carpio (common carp), 3800 nucleotides long. It is a transcript of the gene nrd1b, whose product is annotated as nardilysin b (N-arginine dibasic convertase). Gene Ontology annotation, molecular function: metal ion binding; metalloendopeptidase activity. The record is from RefSeq and is a predicted model, not a curated record. Gene Ontology annotation, biological process: proteolysis. NCBI's taxonomy places the organism in Eukaryota, Metazoa, Chordata, Actinopteri, Cypriniformes, Cyprinidae.
GAUUUCAGUGUAUUAGGUGUGCGCAUCAAGAGCGUCGGUGUAACAUCCGUAUCACCAAGAUAAACAUUGGUAUGUUCUUAAUUGCCUGCAGACGUUUGAUAAUCAGAACGGUUUUUACUGUUGUCUUGUCGCAGUUCCUGAUAGAGAGUAGUAGCUAACGUUACUGGAGUUUUAAUACACCAAAGGAAGUUAAUGCACUGGUGACAGGUGUCAGUCGCGUUAAAUCCACUGUACCUCUGUGUUUGGACUCUGUCUAAAAGUGUUUGAGUCAGAAUGCCCCAGACGAAUAAGGCUAGAGCUUCCGGUGGAUCUUCCGGUGAAGUGUCCGGUCCAGAGAGCGGAGAGCCUCCACCGGCCCGAGCCGAAGCGGAUCAGAGUGACCCUCUCAUAGUCAAGUCACCAAGCGACCCCAAGAAAUACAGGUACAUAGAGCUGAGCAAUGGACUCAAAGCACUGCUCAUAUCAGACCUCACCCAGUCAGAGAGUAACAAAGAGCCAGUAGCCAAAGAGGAGGAAGACUCCGGUGAGGAAGAGGAUGGUGACAGUGAGAGCACUAAUGAAGACAGCAGCUGUGUGAGGAAAUGCAGUUCAGAGAAACAGUCUGCAGCGGCGCUCUGUAUCAGCGUGGGAAGCUUCAGUGACCCUGCGGAUCUACCUGGUCUCGCCCAUUUCCUCGAGCACAUGGUCUUUAUGGGCAGCGAGAAGUACCCGGCCGAAAAUGGCUUUGAUGCUUUCCUGAAAAGACAUGGAGGAAGUGACAACGCUUCCACAGACUGUGAGCGGACCAUCUUCAAGUUUGAUGUCCAAAGAAAGUACUUCAGAGAAGCACUGGAUCGGUGGGCGCAGUUUUUCAUUGGUCCCCUGAUGAUUCCUGAUGCGGUGGACAGGGAGGUGGAGGCCGUAGACAGCGAGUAUCAGAUGGCGCAGCCAUUAGACUCGAAUCGCAAAGAGAUGCUGUUUGGAGGUCUAGCUAAAGCUGGUCAUCCGAUGAGCAAGUUCUUCUGGGGAAAUGCUCAGACACUGAAAAACGAACCCAGAGAGAAGAAUAUCAACACUUAUGAGCGUCUGAGAGAGUUCUGGAGGAGGUAUUACUCUGCUCAUUAUAUGACGCUCGCAGUGCAGUCCAAAGAGACACUUGAUAACCUGGAGGAAUGGGUGCGAGAGAUCUUCAUUAAGAUCCCAAACAAUGGCCAGCCACGGGCGGAUUUUUCCGACCUUCAGGAUCCAUUUGAUACUCCGGAUUUCAACAAGCUUUACAGAGUGGUGCCUGUGCGAAAGAUUCAUGCGCUGACCAUCAGCUGGGCUCUUCCACCUCAGGGCAAACAUUACAGAGUGAAACCCCUGCAUUAUAUUUCCUGGCUGAUUGGUCAUGAAGGAGCUGGAAGUAUACUGUCUUUACUCAGAAAGAAGUGCUGGGCUCUGGCUCUGUUUGGAGGAAACAGUGAGUCGGGUUUCGAUCAGAACACCACCUACUCCAUCUUCAGCGUUUCAAUCACUUUGAGUGACGAGGGCUUCCACAACUUCUUCCAGGUCAUUCAUAUAGUAUUCCAGUAUCUGAAGAUGCUUCAGUCUGUUGGACCUCAACAGAGGCUCUAUGAAGAAAUCCAGAAGAUUGAAGCCAGUGAGUUUCACUAUCAGGAGCAGAUGGAACCAAUUGAGUUUGUGGCGAACAUUUGUGAAAACAUGCAACUUUUCCCAAAAGAAGACUUCCUGCGUGGAGACCAGCUGAUGUUUGAAUACAACCCAGAGGUCAUCUCAGCUCCUUUGAGACUCUUGACUCCAGCAACAGCCAAUAUAUUACUGCUGUCACCCGAGCAUGAUGGGCUCUGUCAUCUGAAGGAGAAGUGGUUUGGGACGCAGUACAGUGUGGAAGACAUUCCACAAGAAUACUGUGAUCUUUGGGCUGGAGAUUUCCCGCUGAACCCAGACCUUCACCUCCCCGCUGAGAACAGGUUUAUAGCCACGGAUUUCACCCUCAAAACAUCAGACUGUCCUGACACGGAUUUCCCAGUCAAAAUAAUUGACAACGAGAGAGGCCGCCUCUGGUUCAGAAAGGACAACAAGUUCAAGAUACCCAAAGUUUAUGCACGCUUCCAGCUGCUGGCACCAAUUAUACAGGAAUCUCCUAAAAAUCUGGUCCUGUUUGAUCUCUUUGUGAAUAUUCUGGCUCAUAAUCUGGCGGAGACGGCAUACGAUGCUGAUGUUGCUCAACUGGAGUAUAUGUUAUUUCCUGGAGACCAUGGCUUGUUCAUCAGACUCAAAGGAUUUAAUCACAAACUGUCUUUGCUUCUGAACCUGAUCGUAGACCACCUGGCCAACUUUAGCACCACUCCAAAUGUGUUUAGCAUGUUCAUUGAGCAGCUGAAGAAAACCUACUACAUCAUCCUCAUUAAGCCCGAUCAACUUGGAAGAGAUGUUCGACUGCAGAUCCUGGAGCACCAUCGCUGGUCUGUGAUGCAGAAGUAUAAAGUUAUCAUGACCGACCUCGGUGUGACUGAUCUCAUGGACUUUGUGAAUCGAUUCAAGGCUGAGUUAUUUGUGGAAGGACUCAUACAAGGGAACUUCACAAGUGCUGAAUCCAAGGAAUUUCUACAGUAUUUUAUAGAGAAACUCCAGUAUAAAGCUCCUCCAGCUGAACCUCCUGUCCUGUUCCGAGUGGUGGAGUUGCCACAGACGCACCACUUAUGUAAAGUCCAGUCGCUCAAUAAAGCGGAUGCUAACUCCGAAGUCACAGUAUACUAUCAGACAGGGCUUAAGAACUUGCGGGAACAUACACUGAUGGAGCUGCUCGUGAUGCACAUGGAAGAACCCUGCUUUGAUUUCCUGAGAACAAAGGAAACUUUAGGGUAUCAGGUGUACCCAUCCUGUAGAAACACCUCCGGUGUCCUUGGCUUCUCAGUUACUGUUGAGACUCAGGCCACCAAGUUCAGCACUGACUUUGUGGAAGGAAAAAUUGAAGCUUUUCUAGACAACUUUGAGGAGAAGAUGGUUAACUUGUCAGAUGAGGCUUUUCAAACUCAAGUGACAGCCCUAAUCAAGCUGAAGGAGUGUGAAGACACGCAGCUCGGGGAAGAAGUGGACAGGAACUGGUUUGAAGUGCUCACGCAGCAGUAUGUCUUUGACAGGCUCAAUAAAGAAAUUGAAGUCCUGAAGAAUGUCACCAAAGAUGAACUGGUAUCUUUUUUCAUGGAGCACAGACACGCCAGCAGUAGAAAACUAAGUAUACAUGUGGUUGGAUUCGGAGAGAAAGAGAAGGAAACCCAUGGAGAUGAUCAGUCCAGUUCAUCCCCAGAGUCUCAGGAUACAGAAGAGAAGACUUCCUCAUAUGGAGACGUGUCCGAGCUCAUCUUCCUGCCCGCCUCGCCCAUCCUCGCCAAAGCCAGCAGGAUAACAGACAUCCGUGCGUUCACGUCCUCCCUCAACCUGCACCCCUACCACAAGAUCCUCCAGUGAGACUGAAGCGCACUGAAGAGCCGGCUACCUCCAGAUGAAGCUCCGCAAAAACACUCUCAUCUGUCUCUGACGUUUUUAAUCACACAAAAAUACAAGUGGAUAUUGUAUUCAGUCAAGUGACGCAUAGGAACUGUUGUUUAAGUAAUCCCGUUUAUCAUGUAGAGGACAAAAAUCUAAAUAACAUAUAAAUGUAUUAGAUUAUCAGGGAUGAUGCACAUAUCACUAAAAUAUAUACAUUGAAUACAUCAGGUAUACAUGAAAAUAAGAGGUUGCUGGAAAUCAUUUUUUAAGGUGAGAAUGUAUUUUAUCUUGAAUUCUCAUUGUGAAUAAAAAUUUGGAGACGUGGA